Drosophila melanogaster (fruit fly) is the source of this 1151-nucleotide messenger RNA. It is a transcript of the gene Or98b, whose product is annotated as odorant receptor 98b. NCBI's taxonomy places the organism in Eukaryota, Metazoa, Arthropoda, Insecta, Diptera, Drosophilidae. The record is from RefSeq and is marked reviewed. Gene Ontology annotation, biological process: sensory perception of smell. The transcript is spliced from 4 exons. Gene Ontology annotation, cellular component: membrane; plasma membrane. Gene Ontology annotation, molecular function: odorant binding; olfactory receptor activity.
AUGCUGACGGACAAGUUCCUCCGACUGCAGUCCGCUUUAUUUCGCCUUCUCGGACUCGAAUUGUUGCACGAGCAGGAUGUUGGCCAUCGAUAUCCUUGGCGCAGCAUCUGCUGCAUUCUCUCGGUGGCCAGUUUCAUGCCCCUGACCAUUGCGUUUGGCCUGCAAAACGUCCAAAAUGUGGAGCAAUUAACCGACUCACUCUGCUCGGUUCUCGUGGAUUUGCUGGCCCUGUGCAAAAUCGGGCUUUUCCUUUGGCUUUACAAGGACUUCAAGUUCCUAAUAGGGCAGUUCUAUUGUGUUUUGCAAACGGAAACCCACACCGCUGUCGCUGAAAUGAUAGUGACCAGGGAAAGUCGUCGGGAUCAGUUCAUCAGUGCUAUGUAUGCCUACUGUUUCAUUACGGCUGGCCUUUCGGCCUGCCUGAUGUCCCCUCUAUCCAUGCUGAUUAGCUACCACGAACAGGUGAAUUGCAGCCGAAAUUUCCAUUUCCCAGUGUAUAUCCCUGGGACAAUAUGAAGCUGUCCAACUACAUCAUUUCCUAUUUCUGGAAUGUGUGUGCUGCAUUGGGCGUGGCACUGCCCACCGUUUGUGUGGACACACUGUUCUGUUCUCUGAGCCAUAAUCUCUGUGCCCUAUUCCAGAUUGCCAGGCACAAAAUGAUGCACUUUGAGGGCAGAAAUACCAAAGAGACUCAUGAGAACUUAAAGCACGUGUUUCAACUAUAUGCGUUGUGUUUGAACCUGGGCCAUUUCUUAAACGAAUAUUUCAGACCGCUCAUCUGCCAGUUUGUGGCAGCCUCACUGCACUUGUGUGUCCUGUGCUACCAACUGUCUGCCAAUAUCCUGCAGCCAGCGUUACUCUUCUAUGCCGCAUUUACGGCAGCAGUUGUUGGCCAGGUGUCUAUAUACUGCUUCUGCGGAUCGAGCAUCCAUUCGGAGUGUCAGCUAUUUGGCCAGGCCAUCUACGAGUCCAGCUGGCCCCAUCUGCUGCAGGAAAACCUGCAGCUUGUAAGCUCCUUAAAAAUUGCCAUGAUGCGAUCGAGUUUGGGAUGUCCCAUCGAUGGUUACUUCUUCGAGGCCAAUCGGGAGACGCUCAUCACGAUUGUGCGCACUGCUAUAUCCUAUGUAACGCUACUCAGAUCCCUGGCCUAG